AUGGCUGUCCCAGAGCUGGGGGUGCCGCUCAAGGUCGAGCAUAUUGCGCCCAUUGGGUCCAACACAAAGCUGUUCACGGCAGUGAGCGUCUGGCAGCUCCACGAGCGGGGCAAGCUGGACGUCACGCAGCCGUUCACGCGCUACGCCAACACCACGGCCCUGGGCCUGCCCCGCAACUGGUGCCCGCGCCUGGCCAACGCCAACGGCACCGCUGUGGGGGCGUGCCUGACCCCGCCCACGUUGGGGCAGCUGCUGCACAUGUCUGGUGGCAUCUUGGAUGCAAGCAACUGCGAGUAUCCAGCCGGCUCGUGGCAGCUCAAGUACUGUUUCGAGACCCAGAAGAAGUGCUCCCCAGCCUUUGCGCCCGACAACUUUGUCGCCAGUGUGGCCGGCGACGCCAGCGCAGCGGACGUGCUGAAAGCCGCCGGCGUGCUGCUGGCGCCAUUUGAUUUCCUACCGGGCAAACAAUAUCACUACAGCAACGAGGCCUAUAUCCUGGCAUCGCACGUCGUGGAGCACGUCAGCGGCCUGCCGCUGGGCGCCUACUUCGAGCGCAACAUCUUCAAGCCCCUCGGCCUCGACAGCACCAUCUAUGACAUCGCCAACGGCCAGGACGGCGUCUACAUGGAUACAGUGCCCUACCCAUCAUAUGUCGCGUACCUCAACCCUGUCGAAAUCGCCCAGCCGGCCACAGACAAGCAGUACAUCGGAAACUCAUCAUAUGCGGCCGGCACGCUGAGCGCAGCGGCGCUCGGCAGGAACAGCCGCGGCGCCGCCGCAACCGCCGCCGCGACAGCGGGCGAGCCCGGCCGGUGGGCCAAAACGGGGCGCGCGGCGGCCCCGAGCUUCCCGGGCAGCGACUUCGCCUGGGCCGGGGGUGCGGGGGCGAUUCAAUCAAGCGUUGGCGACGUGGCGCGUUGGCUGCGCGUGUUUACAACUGAGCCGCAGCGGCUGGGCCUCAAGCCAGAUACUGUGCGCCGCAUGCUCGACGUGUCCAUUCAGAUCCCUGCGCCCAAGCAGAAGACGGCGCUCGGGACCCUCUCGGCAAUGGACCGGGUGCUGAAGCGGCUCCGGUUUGCGCAGGGCGUGGUGGUUGUCCGGGACCCCUCAAACCGCCGUUUGGGGGCGUCAGGGCUGUACUACAAGGGCAGCCUGGGCGCAUUUGAUGCCACAUAUUACCUGGCGCUCCACCCCACAGACCCCUCGAAGGACGUGCUUGCCUACGUCAUCAGCAUGACGAACGCCCUGGUCCAGCCCUAUGCGCCCUUCAUAUCGCGCAGCGGGAAGGGUGCGAACAGCGCGUGUGUAUUCAACGCUGCGGCAGCGGCGGCGGCCGCCCUUGGCCGAGCGGCACCGGGCGCCUCCGCUGCGGCGCCGCUGCCGGCUUACAUGUGCGAUGCGAAGGAUUUGGGAGGCUCGGGGGCUCCGGCUGCAUUGGUUCUUAGCUCGUAUCUGAAGGCGUUUACUGGAAAAGGCAUCUUGGGGGUGUAG
Monoraphidium neglectum is the source of this 1491-nucleotide messenger RNA. RefSeq lists its product as hypothetical. The transcript is spliced from 4 exons. The coding region runs from base 1 to 1491 and encodes 496 amino acids. NCBI's taxonomy places the organism in Eukaryota, Viridiplantae, Chlorophyta, Chlorophyceae, Sphaeropleales, Selenastraceae. The record is from RefSeq and is a predicted model, not a curated record.